AUGUCCUCCACCCCAGCAUCCCACGCCGCGCUGGCGAGCUACUACGAGGUCCUGCACAUCACCCCGGCAGCCCUUGACAACGCCGACGACCCGGCCCAGACUCUCAAGCGGGCCUAUCGCCGGGCCCUGCUCCGGCACCACCCGGACAAGAAGGAGAACACCCCCACCCUUAAGGCCGGCCCUUGCCAGCGCCAGAACCAGCACCAGCCGGCCUUCACCGUCGACCAGAUAUCCGCCGCCCUCGCCGCCCUCUCCGACCCGCGCCGUCGGGCGGACCACGACCGCGCGCUAAGGCUAGGCCAAUUUCCGCAUCCGGGGGACCAACAGCAGCAGCAGCAGCAAGGCGCCGACUUCCAGACCGGCGUCGAGACCGCCGACCUGGACGACCUGGCCGUGGACGUGGGUCGGGGUCAGGGUCGGGAACGGGACCAGUGGUACCGCGGGUGCCGGUGCGGCAACCCGCGGGGCUUCCUGCUCGGCGAGGACGACCUCGAGGCGGCCGCCGACUGCGGCGAGCUGAUGGUCGGGUGCCAGGACUGCAGCCUGUGGCUGAGGGUACGGUUCGCCGUCGUCGAGGACGAGGACGAGGACGAAGACGAAGACGACGGCGCCGGGCGGUUGUCGGCGGACGACGGCCGCGAGGGCGGUGGUUGA
This is a messenger RNA of Phialemonium atrogriseum, 654 nucleotides long. Its product is annotated as Diphthamide biosynthesis protein 4. The coding region runs from base 1 to 654 and encodes 217 amino acids. NCBI's taxonomy places the organism in Eukaryota, Fungi, Ascomycota, Sordariomycetes, Cephalothecales, Cephalothecaceae. The record is from RefSeq and is a predicted model, not a curated record. The transcript has a single exon.